AUGGCGGUCAGGGUCGCAGAUGACGAGAUCGCCCAUACGCCUACGAAGAAAGGUCGUCUGGGAAUGAUGGUUGAUAGAUUUCAACAGAAGGUUACAAAGUCCAAAUCCAAGAGAAAUUCCAAGAAUAAGACAAAAAGCAAGAAACAGAGCAAGAAAAAGUCCCAAGGCAGAGUAUGGGAUCCCGAGAAGUCAUAUGUAGAAACUAUAACCCCGCCGAAAUUCGAACCAAAGGGCCCUAGAAUGAGAUGGCAGGUUACAGGGGAGCCUAUUUUGGAUCCCAGCAAGAUUCCUGAAGGUUGGAAUGACGAGGAGCCUGACCUCGACCCUGAGUGA
This is a messenger RNA of Penicillium angulare, 333 nucleotides long. RefSeq lists its product as uncharacterized. The transcript has a single exon. NCBI's taxonomy places the organism in Eukaryota, Fungi, Ascomycota, Eurotiomycetes, Eurotiales, Aspergillaceae. The record is from RefSeq and is a predicted model, not a curated record. The coding region runs from base 1 to 333 and encodes 110 amino acids.